CGUCAAAUAAUUUUCGACAUAUAUGUACUAUUUUUAUAUUAAAUGUAAACAGCGAUAAAUAGUUAUAUAAAUAUAGCUAAAUGAUGUCAGAAAGCAGGAUAAAUAAUCAGGACCUAAGCACUUUUUGCGCCGUGAAAACAAUGUGCGGGCUAAGUUUAGCUCAAGGCGUGUCCAUUAUAGGCUGGUCGUCGGUGGUGAUGUCAAGCGUAAUGCUGGUGAUAUGUGUAAUAUAUUUGCUUGUCCACUUUGAUCGUGUCAUGUUGGACCCAAUCAUGGGCAUAAUGACUAUCAGUACCAUGACCAUAACUUGCUUGUCAUCAUACCAGAUCGUUAUAAGUACUCUGAUGAUAUGGCAGAAAAGCCAGAAACAACCAAAAAUAUUCUUUUUCUCCAUAUGGUUUGUGUCCCACUUGUCGAUAAUAACUUUGUAUGCCAUGAUGGCCCUGGCUAUUGUGGUGAUUCACAUGGCGAACAACAGCUUGGCCAUGGGUUUAUUAUACUUGUUCUACAGUUGCGCAUACCUAGGCACGUUAAUUUAUUUCGAAGUUGUGAUGAACAGUUAUCUAAACUCUGUGUUGAUACCGAAACCUUUUCCGGAGAUGAGCAGCCGACAACUUUCGUUACAAAAUUAAUUUUCCAUUUUAAGUUUUUUUUUAAAUUAAAAGCAAGUACAUACGCAGCCAUGUAAAUAAUGUUAUUAAUUUUAGCUGCAUAGAAGAAUACCAAGAUGACCUUGAUCGGCUUUUUCAAUUUGAGUAGGAAGAGGAACAACUUGUUCAUGGUUAUUUAAUGUUUCUCUUAUGAAUUUACAUGUAUUUUGUAACAGUGUUCGUUUACAUUUUUAAUAAUCUGCUUUACAAUACUAUCAACGGGAUUUGUAAAUAAAUUUACAUCUUUUCUA
Molecule: messenger RNA, 901 nt
Organism: Plodia interpunctella (Indianmeal moth)
Lineage: Eukaryota; Metazoa; Arthropoda; Insecta; Lepidoptera; Pyralidae
Exons: 5
Coding region: 81-632 (183 amino acids)
Source: RefSeq, a predicted model, not a curated record